UUAGUCAACUUAUAAUUUGCAGAAACCGGGGAAAACAAAAAUUACUCACUAUGUGCUCCGUAUGUCCUUCUGACCGCUCUAAUUUCUAGGGAGAAGGAAACGAAAAUCACGACACAGGUAAUACCUAACGAGUGAACAAAUGCAUUACAGAAUCGUGAAUUUGCCAAGGGGGAAAAACCUAGCAAGAGGUUAACGCAAGAAGAAACUAGGAGAAUCAAUGGGUCAAUGGCCACUAUGAUUGGAUUUCAAAAAAGCUUCAUCUCACCUAAUCCGCGCAUAUCAACACUCUAUUUUCACCGUCUUCAAUUUCACCACCAUUGUGGCAAAAUUAAUUCUUCAUUUUCUGUUGCCUGUGUGCAACGUUUCAAGCACAAAAGUAGCUGUUACAAGGGUGCACUUGCUGCAUGUUUGAGUAAUACAAGGAUUUUUAGUAGCAAUGCUAAGAGCCAUGUUCCGGAUAACCCUUUAAAAAGAUUUGGUAAUGGUGGUGGCAUGUUGAAAUUCACAUCGGAGGAAAAACACUUGGUCCUUCAAGCACCCAGCCUCCAGCACUGGUUUAAAAAUUGGCAGACACUUAGGAAACAAAAGCUGACAGCUAGCACUUUUGCUGCUGCCAUUGGAUUUUGGCGUCGUCGAAGGUCUCAGCUGUGGUUGGAGAAGAUUGGUGCUAUAGAACCAUUUUCUGGAAACCUUGCCACAUGUUGGAGCAAUAUCAAAGAGGAAGACGCACUUGAAAGAUACAAAUUAAUAACGGGAAAUAAUGUAUUGUUUCCUGAAUUUCAGGUCUACAACGCAAAACCAGAAGAUAGUUGGCUAGCUGCUUCACCGGAUGGUAUAAUUGACAGGCUAGUAUAUGAAUUGCCUUCUCGCGGUGUGCUGGAGGUAAAGUGCCCAUAUUUCGGUGGAGACAUGAGUAAAGCUUUCCCUUGGUAUCGGAUUCCGGUUCACUAUAUUCCUCAAGCUCAGGGUUUAAUGGAGAUUCUAGGAAGGGAUUGGAUGGAUUUUUAUGUUUGGACGAUUAAUGGCAGUAGUCUAUUCAGGAUACAUCGUGAUCCAGAGUAUUGGGAUGUGAUGAAAAUAGCACUCUCUGAUUUCUGGCUGAAGCAUGUCCAGCCAGCAAGAGAGUUGUAUAGUAGUGGUAAUAUAACAGAUCCCCUUUUUCAAUUAAGAUCAUUAGCGCCAGCCCCUAGACAUGAAUUAUGCCGGGAUAUAGUUUAUAAAAGUAAAGUGAUUGUUGAUAAUUCUAAGUUUUUGAUCCGGGAGAUACAUGGGAAAAUGACAAAUUGAUUCAUCCAACUGUUAUAGCUGAGUCAUUAAUUUAGAGACAAUGUGUUUGCUGUACAUUCCAUAAUAUUUGAGGGGUUAGUAUGAAUCAAUAUAGUGUAGAAAGAUAUUGAUUUUGCUUAAGUGAAUUGUGGAGUGGUGUUGAUUAUAGAAUCAUCUACAAGAAGAGUUGCAGACUUCAGGGUUAUGUUAAGUAUGACUAUUUACUUGCUAGAGAGUGCUAAAAGACAAACUUAGCUGGUUGUGUAAUGUUAAAAUUUGCGACACUUGAGACUUUGCAAUUUUCAUGUUGGUUGGUUUUUGACACGGAGAUUCAAUAGUGAUACAUUUGUUAUUGAUUACCUUACACAUCCCUUCUCCUUUUUCUAGGCUUGAGACCAGUUUUGUAGUGCAACAUGGGCAGAGUUAGAUUAUCUCAUAUACUAAAUGUGAAAGUAUCUGUUCCCUUUUGUGGUGUGUUAGAUAUAAAAUCAUUCAUAUGCCUUCAGCACAGCUUAAGCUUUUGGAAGUAGCUGGUUCGUGACAUGGUAUUACCACUACUAUGCAUAAUAUGGUUUGAAACUAUGGUCAUUUUCAAAGAUAUCUUUACCACUUCAACAUUGCUAGUUUGCAGUGGUUGAGUAGUAUAUUUUUAUUUAGCAGGCAGUAUUUUCUUGAAAAGAUUCCAUUUGUAUUCAUUCAUCAAACAUUCUUACUAGAUAAUUAAUUUGAAACUUAGUUUCAUGCUGCACUCAUUCUUCCGGUUCUUUUUGGAUCCCUAAAGUUGCACUGUCUAAACUUAACUACUAUAUUAUUGAAAGGAUUUUUCAUGAAUUUGAUAUGUUUGACUGUAUAGGAGGUGGAUUGCAAAACUUCCAAUUCUUUUAGUUAUUAUGUUUUUCUACAGGCACACAAAUUAGCCCGAGCUGACUUGAGUCCAAAUUAUGAUAAACUCAAACUUAUUCCUAAAACAUUGAUCUAGAAAUAAAGUGGACCUUGUUGUCAAAAUAAUUUGAUUUCCCUUUAUAGAAAAAGCUCUUUGAAUCGCCUAGUUGUGAAGCCGUACUUAUAAAAUGUCCUAUAAAAAAGAUAAACAACAAAUCUUGAGAUGUAUUAUGUUUUGGGUCUGGGGUUAUGAAUGCUAUAAAGUAGAUCAAAGUUGAGCUCUUAAUUUUUUUAAUUGAGAACGGACGAAGUUGAAACACUUUGAAAUAACAGUUGGAACAUGGAGAGGUUGCAGAAUAUUUUACAUUAUUGUAGUUUAAAAGUUAACGUUGAUUGUGCUUUUCAUCAAUGAACUUACUUGCAGUUCAGUGCAUGGUUGUGUAGUUAUGAAUCAUGAA
Vicia villosa (hairy vetch) is the source of this 2606-nucleotide messenger RNA. RefSeq lists its product as uncharacterized. The record is from RefSeq and is a predicted model, not a curated record. The coding region runs from base 226 to 1287 and encodes 353 amino acids. The transcript has 2 exons. Lineage: Eukaryota; Viridiplantae; Streptophyta; Magnoliopsida; Fabales; Fabaceae.